Polypterus senegalus (gray bichir) is the source of this 2127-nucleotide messenger RNA. Its product is annotated as apoptotic chromatin condensation inducer in the nucleus-like. Gene Ontology annotation, molecular function: RNA binding. The record is from RefSeq and is a predicted model, not a curated record. NCBI's taxonomy places the organism in Eukaryota, Metazoa, Chordata, Cladistia, Polypteriformes, Polypteridae.
UUUUAUUUGAGUUUUAAUAUUUGCCAGAUUUUACCCCUGGACAUUACUUUUCCCUCUUUGAACAAACAUUUGUUUGUUUCUGGUUUUCUGUUUUUACAGGUACGACCUUUUACACUUGGUCAAUUGAAAGAAUUGUUGAGUAGGACUGGAACCUUGGUGGAAGAAAACUUCUGGAUAGACAAAAUCAAAUCUCAUUGCUAUGUUACAUACUCCACUACAGAUGAAGCAUUAGCUACGAGGAAUGCUUUACAUGGAGUAAAGUGGCCUCAGUCCAACCCGAAGUUCCUUUCUGUGGAGUUCUCUGAACAGGAUGAGUUGGACUUCCACAGAGGGUUGCUGUCUGACAGAACAGUUGAGGGUCCUCGGCUCCCAGAGGAAAUAGUCCGAGCAGCAGAGCCUCCUUUGUCAGAGCGCACUGUUCGAGACCAGUGGGCAGAAAGAGAGAGAGAAAUGGAACGUCGGGAAAGGACACGAGCUGAACGAGAGUGGGACAGAGAUAAGGUUAGAGACUACAACCGGCAACAUAACAGUGCCAGUGCUGAAGAUCCAAAUCGUAGAACCCGAUCUCGAUCACGGGACCAUCGACGCAAAGAGCGAGCCAAGUCAAAAGACAAAAAGUCUGAGAAAAAAGAAAAAGUUCCAGAAGAACCACCAGCAAAAUUGUUAGAUGAUCUGUUCUGCAAGACCAAAGCUGCGCCAUGUAUUUACUGGCUACCUCUCACUGAUGAACAGGUUGUGCAAAAAGUUGUAGAACGAGCAGAGAGGAUGAAAGAACGUGAGAAACGGCGCAAGGAGCUUGAAGAAGAACAGCGCAAGAAGGAAGAGGAGAGGAAAGAGAGACUCAAAGAAAGAGAGAAGGAAGCCGCAGAGCGAGAGCGUGAGAGGGAGCGCUUACGGGAACUGGAGAAAAGACGCGAGCACAGGCGUGGAGUUGGUGACAAUCGAGGUGGCGGGUGGAGGCGUGGCAGCCGCCGGUCACGCAGCCGCAGUCGUAGUACCCCUCCACCUAGAGACAGACGGCGCUAGUCCUGUUCCUUUAGCUAGAAUGGAUGGAUUUGCUUUGACACAGGGACGAGUUUCUGAAUGAAGAAUUAACCCGACUCCCAUCUAUUCUUACUGUUGCUCUCCUCUUUCUGAACACCCAGCCUCAACAAUUUUUGUGGAUUGCGUUAAAUGAUCACUAUGGGUGCUUUUAUGAAUUCUUCACCAGUGAUGACAAAUUUUGAACCAUCUUCCCUUUUGAGGUUUUCUGGGUGGAAUUUUGAAGUGUACGCACCUGGGAGUUCGGCUUCUAAAUCUGUUGUCAGAAUCUGUUCAGGGAAGUUAAAGAAAAGCUGUUUUUGUUUUGUUUUUUUUUCUCUUAACAAUUCUCCAUGUGUUUUUAAUUUGGUAUGUAACUCGUAUGGCCGGUCACCAUGUAAUGGUGCUGAUUCCUAAUGGAUAGGACAUCGGAAGGUAGGAAUUUAUUUGUAUAAAGGUUUUAUUCUUUUUUUUUUUUCUUUCCUCCUUUUUCCAGUUGCUCACCGUUACCACCCUCUUGGGCUUUAAGGCCAUUUGCUUAGAGUCGGGCCGCUCCACGUAGGAGGGGUGAAAUUUUAACAGUGGCGAAGGCCGACUAUUGAGCAUGUUUAGUCUGUGCUUUGUGUUGACCUUCAAGGCAAAGGCCAGAAUGUUAUGAUUUGAAGAGGACUGUUUUAUUUUUUUUAUUCUAUGAUGAAGAGUAUUUUCCCACAAGUGCUGAAUGUACAAACAAAUUUCAGAAAUACAGGCAAGAAUACGGCAUUCCAGUUGAAGUGUUUUUUUCCCCACAAUUAAGCCAUUAUUUCCAUCCCACAGUCAGCCAGGGUGUGGAUGUCCUGCUGUCCGGCCCUCCUCAAUGGUGGUGUCACAAGUUGAUGAUUGGCACCCGGGUGGGUUGUGAUGCGAGGGUCUGAGCCCCUCGCCUUAUUCCGUUUGAGUUCCCCUUUUCUUUUUAAUUUAUCAGAAGCUGAGAGUUGUGUUGUAAAUGGCUGGCACCACCUCUACUGAAAGCAAAGACAUGCCAUGUCUAUAAUUUUUUUCUCAUGGAACAUUUUUGUAAAAAUUUUAUUUGCUGAGGAGUAAAAUAAAAAAAAAAAUAUAUAGUAU